This is a messenger RNA of Zonotrichia albicollis (white-throated sparrow), 3031 nucleotides long. It is a transcript of the gene FAM114A1, whose product is annotated as family with sequence similarity 114 member A1. NCBI's taxonomy places the organism in Eukaryota, Metazoa, Chordata, Aves, Passeriformes, Passerellidae. The record is from RefSeq and is a predicted model, not a curated record.
CCCUCCCCUCCUCCCUGGGGCCGGCCCGGGCUGCCGGGCCCGCUCUGCCUCCUCCUCCCGCUGCUGCCGACGUGGCGGGGCGGGGAAGGGAAGGAGCCGGGGGCGCGCCGGUCGGGGCACUGCUGAGCGAACUGAAAAUGUCUGAAGACGUAUCUGAUGGCGCCCCACCUGAAGAAAAACCUGAAGUAAUGGAGAUGCCCAGCAAUGAGGUACUGCCUCAUGAAUCAGUACCACACCUCCUAGAAGCUGAGGUCUUGCAUGAGUCUUCACAAGAUCAACAUGGACAGGUCACUCAGAAUGUUAGUAAUGGAAAGGAAGGAGACACAGUCAUUGAUGAAAACCCUUUGACUGAAAAUCUUGUUGAAAGCCUGCCUUCCAGCCUGCCUUCCAGCCUGCAGUCCAGUGAAGACACAGCUGAAGACAAGCCCACUGAGUGCAUUGAAACUGUAAGCCUUGAUACAGAACCUGAAUUGGAAGAAACACUGCAUGAGCAAGGCAAUCCAGCUGCAGACUCCUCAUCUAAAGCAAGUAGAUGGGGAGCUUGGGGUACCUGGGGAAAGUCUCUCCUGUCAUCAGCUUCUGCCACAGUGGGUCAUGGGAUAACAGCAGUAAAGGAAAAAGCAGGAACUACCCUAAGAAUUCACAGUGGGAGUUCAGCCUCUCUGGAAACAGCAGAGCCUCCUGCAGCUGAAACACCAGUUUCUCAAGCAGAAGAUUCUCUGGCCCAAAGCUCUUCUGAGAAUAUUCCUUCUUCUCCUUCAUCUGGAUCUCGUGGCAUGCUGUCAGCUAUCACUAGUGCUGUACAAAACACAGGGAAAAGUGUAUUAUCUGGAGGCUUAGAUGCUUUGGAAUUUAUUGGGAAGACAACCAUGAAUGUCCUUGCAGAAAGUGAUCCUGGUUUUAAGAGAACCAAAACACUGAUGGCACGAACAGUCUCACUCUCUCAGCUGUUGCGAGAAGCCAAAGAAAAAGAGAAACAGAGGCGGGCCCAGCAAGUUACAGUAGAAAGAACAGCACAUUAUGGACUACUUUUUGAUGAAUUCCAAGGUUUGUCUCAUCUUGAAGCUCUGGAAAUCCUGUCAAAUGAAAGUGAAGCUCAGAUUCAGUCACAUUUAGCAACACUUGAUGGAGAGCAGUUGGAGACUGUGAAAAAUGAUUUAAUUGCUAUAAAAGAGAUCUUUGUUCCAAAGGAAUUAGAUGAUGAAGUGGUGCAGGCGCAAAAAGCAGAUACAGGAGAAGAGUUUGUCAGCAUGCUCACAGAACUGCUCUUUGAAUUGCAUGUUGCUGCUACUCCUGACAAGCUAAAUAAGGCUAGGAAAAAAGCUCAUGAAUGGCUGGAAGAAGCCAGUUUGUCCACCCCAGUAGACAUAGAAGAGGAGCUAAAUGAAAAACCUGAAGAACCUGGUGAAGAAAAGACUCAAACAGACAAUAAAAUUGAGAGUGAUAAAACAGAAGUAGACAAAAGCAAAACUGUGGAGGAAAUCUACAUGCUGUCCAUUGAAAGUCUGGCUGAGGUAACUGCUCGUUGUAUUGAACAGCUUCAUAAAGUAGCAGAAUUAAUUCUACAUGGGCAAGAAGUAGAAAAAACAGCUCAAGAUCAAGCAAAAGUACUGACAAAUUUAACAAGUGCCAUGUGCAAUGAAGUUUCAUCUUUAUCAAAGAAGUUUUCUAAUUCUGUAACAGCAGCUGGGAGCAAUAUGAAGGCAGAGGUUCUUAACCCCAUUAUUAACAGUGUGCUAUUAGAGGGCUGCAACAGUACUACUUAUAUCCAGGAUGCCUUCCAGUUACUGCUUCCAGUUCUGCAGAUUUCCCAUAUCCAGAGCAGUUGUUCCAAAGCCCAGGAGCUGUCAGCUUGAGAGCAACCACAGACCCAAAGUGUUGAGCUGUGCCAAGAGAAGGGCUGGUACAGGAGAUGUCUGGCCACUAGAGUUCUUUGAAGACACUAAAUGCGGUUUUGCACACACAGUACUGAACAUUUUAGAACUCUUUCAGAUUUUAAGACUUUAGAAGUAGUUAGUAAAGUGAGUAAUUUCUUUUCCAGUGCAGUUCAUGCUUUGCAUUAAUUUAAACAGAAGUUUAUUGAUAUUAGCAUUGACUUAAAUACGGAUUCUAAAUGUUGACCCUUUCAGUUGUAAACAAUGUAUGAAACAAAUUGGAAUGUAAAGUUUCUUAAAACAUUUUACUUCAGAUUACCAUUUAUAUUGUUUGUAUUGUAACUGCAGUUUAAAAACUAUAUUUCAGAAGAUGGUUUCAGUAUUUAAUUUUUGCCAACAUGAACAAAUUAUCAAAGUGUUGAGCUUGUUAAGUAUUAUUUCCAGUAGCAAAUAAUAACAUCAUAUUAAUUUGUACCACUAACAUAACACUUUGUAUUGAAGGAGUUACACAGCAAUAGGUAUUAACUUUACUAAGUGAAAAUUAUGGAGGUUAUGCAUAAAGAAUUAUACUGAAAAGAAAUUUUCUGAGCCAGUUAAGAUUACGGGUGUAGCUCUGUAUUUGCUGACCCAUAAGUUUAUAUUAAGUUAGGUCCAUUUCAUCAUUUCAAUGGCUGAGCAACAGGAAACAAAAGUAAUCUUUUUCAUAUGCAGAGGAUAGAAAAUUUCCCUUUUGUUUGGCAGUCAAAACACCUGCUGAACAACCUUCUCUCAGACGUACUACUGGGUUAACACUUUGGGGUUUACUGAUGCCUACAGUUCAGAAAUAGAAGUUGUAGCAAGAAGUUAUGAAAGAAUUCCUUUGGGUGUGGAGGUCGUAUGUCAGAGCAAUCAUCUUUUUUCUGAGGCAAUAAAAAAAGUUAGGGCAUAAACAAGCAAUAGGAAUGACAUUUCAUAACAACACUAGCAACCAUGCUAAUUUGUCCAUAUCUUUAGUUUAAAAUACUGAGCUUGGACCUAAGAAUUUGUUUGGCCUGGUUUACCUCUUAGGCAGGAAGAACCUUCCAAUAUUUUACAUAGCCUGUUCUCUUGAAUUUUUGUCAUUUAUUAUGUUUCUUUCUGUUAUUUUGUAUUUUUUUCUUCUGGUAUACUCAUUAAUU